CUACCGCAUUCCGCCUACGCUUCGGCGCUCACAGGGCCGGCUCUGGCCAAAUUGGCUGCUGUUUCUGCUGCAGCUUCAACUUCCUCUGCUUCCAGACAAGUUGAAGGGCCGGAAGGGGCUAAUCUGUUUAUUUAUCACUUGCCAGCCGAGUACACGGAUGUCGACCUGGUGAGCCUGUUUGCCCCUUACGGUAAUGUCAUCUCUGCNGACAAGAACUCCAAUCUGAGUAAAUGUUUUGGCUUCGUCUCCUACGACAACGCCGACUCUGCGCAGGCGGCCAUUCGCGCCAUGAACGGCUUUCAGGUGCUGAACAAACGGCUGAAGGUGCAGCUGAAGAAGGUCCGCGAUCGACCCUACUAA
This is a messenger RNA of Rhagoletis zephyria (snowberry fruit fly), 360 nucleotides long. RefSeq names its product CUGBP Elav-like family member 2. Gene Ontology annotation, molecular function: mRNA binding. Gene Ontology annotation, cellular component: nucleus. The record is from RefSeq and is a predicted model, not a curated record. Lineage: Eukaryota; Metazoa; Arthropoda; Insecta; Diptera; Tephritidae.